GUCCUAUUCCACCUCCCCCUCACCGACGUACCGACCGUGUCUUCAGGCUGCCGCGAAGGUGGAGAUAGUCAAGGUGGUGGGCGACAAGUUCUUCGGUGGCUCCACGGACAUUUGGACGGGUCUCCAUAGGAAGAUGUUCAUCUCCUUCACCAUCCACUUUGUGGACGGGGAGACACUGCGCACCAUCGACCUCGCUUGCCGGCCGUUCAACGUCACACACAGCGGCGAGAACAUAGCGAAGGAGCUCAAGAGCAUCCUGACCGACGCGGGUCUUGACCCGAAGAAGUGCACCGGUAUCACCAUGGACAACGCGUCGAACAUGAUCAGAGCGGGGAACCAGCUCGACGCCAGUGACGACAGCAACAUCCUCAGACUGUCUUGCUUCUGCCACUCCAUCCAGCUGUCCAUACAGCGCUUCCUGGGUCUCCAGAAGGUGAAGGGCAGCAGCGGCAACGGCAACGGCAGCGGCAGCGGCAACGGCAGCGGCGACGGCGGCAGUGGCAGUGGCAGCGGCAGCAGCAGCGGUGGUGGCGCACCCGCUGGAAUCAACGCGGGACCUGCCGCGGGAGGUGGAGGAGCACCACCUGGUACCAACGCAGGAGGUGCCGCGGGUGCAGGCGGCGGCACAUCCGCUGGAGGUGGAGGCGGGGGCUCUGGACCGGACGUCUUCAAGUCAGGUGUGAAGGACACGCUUCAGCGGUGCAACGCCAUCGUCUCCAAGUUCAACAAGUCUCCGAAGAGCACCCAACUACUCAAGGAAACCGCAGAUUGGCUGAAGGUGGAGUACGUCGUCCUCCAGAAGCACGUGGAGACCAGGUGGUGGUCGGAGGUGACUACCAUCAGGAGCGUCCUGACGAACAAGAAGGCUCUCCAAGCCCUGGCCAUGAAGAACGAGUCGCCGUGCCCGGAGUUGCUCGCUGGUCUCGACUGGGACCUGCUGGAGAUACUCCUCCAACUCCUCGAGCCGUUCGCUGCAGUGACAGCGGGGAUGGAGGCCGACAAGUACGUCACCGUCGGGUCCGUGCUAGGCAUGGUCGCGUUUCUGCAGCACAAGAUCGGCAAGCUUACCGCCCACGCCAACCCCGGCAUCGCGGCUCCGGCGCGCGACAUGAAGACGGACUUCGACAGCAGGUUCAAGCUGGACCCGUUCGACCACGAGCCUGGAACGUCAGGAUGCACGAAGCUGCAUCUAGCCGCCGCUUUCCUUGACCCCAGGGCGAAAGACUUUGCCCGUAUCCCUUUCAGCAUCCAGCAGAAGGCUGCCAACAUCAUUGAAUGCCUAGGGGAGCAACUCAUCGCGGAGAAGCUCCAGACGGAAUUCGGGGCCGAUGACGCGGCCGAUGAUAGUGCCAGCAGCGGCGAGGAUACUCAAGACGUGGUUGGGGGCAAUGACCUUGAAGCGGCUGCCCCCAAACCGAAGAAGAACAUCUUCGCCCAAGUUUGGCAGCUCGACGACGGCGAAGAGUACAUUGAUGAGGAGCUAUUGGACGAACAGGUAGGGAUGGCAUGGGGCAACUACGACCACCCACCGGAGCCCUGUACUCCUCGAUCCAGGCGGAAGGAGGAGUACGACGCCCAGAUGAAAUCAGAAGUCCUCCGGUACCGUGGUGUUACGUCCAUGAACCCCGACGGGAACCCGUUGACGUGGUGGGACCAGCACAAAGCUACCUUCCCGCUACUGCGUGAACUUUCUCAUCGUAUCCUGUGCGUGCCGGCGUCGUCGGCGGCAUCAGAGCGUCUGUUUUCCAAGGCCGGGCUCACUUUGACCAAGCAGCGUUCGCUCCUCGCCGGAAACAGAGUAGCCCAGCUCGUCACCUUACGUGGAGCUGUUGCGGCGGGUGUCCUCGACAAGUACUAAACCCUACUUGUUUCCUUUGUCACGUCUUUCAUUCGCGGCCGACGUGACUUCAGCGACAAUGCAUGAUCCAGUUGCGCUCUGUCAUAGCUACUCUGUGAGGGGUGCCCAAGCGGGGAGUAGUGGUCCAAAUGUGGUAGUUGGUGCGUUUCUUUUUUUUUUUUGUGUGUGUAACGAUCGAGGACGUCGGCGAGCUCUCGCGCACUCUUUCAUCGUCGCUUGUGUACCCUGCAGUGUUCCUAGCUGUUGUAGGCCAUGGCACCAACAAACUACCGUCGUGCAGACCGCGUGCAAA
Messenger RNA from Ectocarpus sp. CCAP 1310/34, 2150 nucleotides. The record is from the annotation of a GenBank genome assembly. NCBI's taxonomy places the organism in Eukaryota, Phaeophyceae, Ectocarpales, Ectocarpaceae.